This is a messenger RNA of Phytomonas sp. Hart1, 1668 nucleotides long. The record is from the annotation of a GenBank genome assembly. Lineage: Eukaryota; Euglenozoa; Kinetoplastea; Trypanosomatida; Trypanosomatidae.
AUGAGUUUGGAAUGCGAAGGCCGCGGUGCGGUCUGUGAGGAGUGUGGCCACUUUGAUUUUCUACCGACGCGGUGCAGCUACUGCAGGGGUCUCUUCUGUGCGACGCACGCGACGCGGCAUCACGUCGCCGUCCUCGAGCCUUCCCCCGCGGGUGGGGCGACGGGGCCGUGGUGCGCCCCCCCCACGGAGGCUUCACAGGGAGUCUCCUGUACAUUGGGGCCCUCUGACUUAAAACAAUCGGACCUAAGGCCCUUUGACCUAAGCCUUUCUGACUUAAGACCGUCUGAUCUAAGGCCGUGUGCCGAGCACGGCCACGAGGAGGCCCCUUCUGGUCGGGAGGGAGGCAAGAGAGUUCGGGGGGCACAGGUCGCGGGCCGCGCGCCGCUGGUUCUUGUCCCGCCGGAUUACACAGGGCGUCGGAUGGGCCUGGUGGCCGUUGUGGCUCUGCCUCGCCCCGGCGCGUCCAUGGGCUGGAAUUUGGACGUGUGCAGCCUUUCGGUGGCGACGGAGUUUGCCCUCGGCCAGCUUGUUGAGCGGUGCCUAGGGGCUCUGAAGUUGUCGAACAGGUCUUCAGAUGUGACCCCGGGGGAUUUCUCGCGUGCGACCCUAUGGCGAAUCGUUGCGCAUUUUGACAAGGUAGCAAAAGGGGGAAUGACGCGGGCAGACCAAGCUACGUUUACUGGUCAGACUCCAACUCUUCGCCUGGAUCCCCAAUCUCUCGCCGUUGUAGCGCGAGAGACACUUAGCUCGGGAGACACGGUGGUUUUGCUUGCUACAAACUCCCCAAAUGACUCCAAGAAAGAUUGGACAAUUUCGUCGCUUUCAGAAGCAUUGGUAGAUUUAUUUUUUUCACCGCAUCGCCGUUCUGGUGAGUUGGCGAAUAAUCCAUUUGUUUUGGCUGCGGCCACCCGGCUUCGUCUGCAGGCUCAAGCACGUUUGUCUACAUCCCCUCUUGGCGUUGAUCUCGAUAGGAAGUGCACCACGUUGAUGUCGGAGCAGGGGGGUGCCCAUGAGCAAGAGGAUCACCUAGAUAACGCUGUAAGUGCGGUGAAAGCUAACUGCCCGUUGGAUAAUUACUCAAUAUUGGCAGUUUCCCAUCCUUCUGCAGGUCCAUCACCUGUGAUAAGUACAGAUGAUGCUGCACUUUCUCCGUCCGAGUGGCCUUUUCGCACACCACCACCUUUCUCUAAGUUUAGUUUUUCUAAUAACAAGGUGAAUCCGCGUGGUGCAAAGGAGGCGAGCGGCAGCGGUAAUACUAGAGUUGUGGCUGCUGUUUUUGUCGAGGAUUUAUCACUACCAGCGGCGGUGAUGCCUUUUUGCAUUGCAUUACGACAGCAGUGGUGCACCGGAAAGCUAAUUGAGCGUGUGAAAGAGGAGGCGGCGGCCUCCUCCGGGUUACGGUUAGGUGCCUUUUCUGAGUAUCAUGUAUUUAUCCUUACUUCAGAUCCACCGAAGAAACUUAACAAGGAGGAUCGGUCGGUGCCAAUUGCAAACGGUGACGUGCUACUUCUUGGUAAAUCAGAGUAUUGUGAAGACGACGUGGCUACCAGAACUGGGGUGACUGUGAAUCGCGCCGUCGUGCAGGAGCUCGAUUGCAUGCGGCAAUUGAAAGGUAAGGAGCAGAUGGCGCUUAGAAUGGAUAUGAUGAAGAAGUGUAUACUUAUGUAG